Messenger RNA from Dinoponera quadriceps, 1808 nucleotides. It is a transcript of the gene mRpL24, whose product is annotated as probable 39S ribosomal protein L24, mitochondrial. Gene Ontology annotation, biological process: translation. Gene Ontology annotation, molecular function: RNA binding; structural constituent of ribosome. Bases 315 to 1076 code for a protein of 253 amino acids. The transcript is spliced from 6 exons. Gene Ontology annotation, cellular component: mitochondrion; ribosome. The record is from RefSeq and is a predicted model, not a curated record. Lineage: Eukaryota; Metazoa; Arthropoda; Insecta; Hymenoptera; Formicidae.
UUUAAACUCUGCUUCUCGACCAUUGUUGAAGCGUAUUAUUUUCAAAUAAAUAAUCCAUCUAACCUAUCGAUGAAAUAUAUUUAUUUGAAAAUAAAAGUAUAUUUCUGAUCCGUCAUUGAGUUACACUAUUUGAAGUUAGAGGGCCGACAGUCCAGUGUUCGGCGGAAUUAACGGGACGAGUGCCAUACCAAAGUAUUUAUUACUGAGAAAUAAAAAUUCAUCGGAGACCUGAUACGUUAAAUUAUAUUAUUAAAGAGUAAAAAUAAACUGAAUAGUCUCCAGAAUAUUUGAAGCAAAAUCUGAAGGAAGCAAAAAUGAGGUUAAUAUCGAGCUUGUUACAACGUAGCAUGGGGGAGUGGUCAAAAAAAUAUGCAAAUUUACCAGACUCCUAUAUUAAACGAUGUUUCGAACAGUUUGAUUGGAAAACACCCCGUGGAAAACCCAAUUAUUUGCCACGUACAAUUGGAAGGAAACGAUUUUAUUUCUCUAUACAUCGUCCAUGGACUUCGCAGUUUCGUCGUGAUAAUUUAUAUGGUCAUAAUCGCAAAUUCAUCCAUGUUGAACCCAUUAAGAACUGGUCCUUUUUUCGUGGUGACAGGGUGGAAAUUUUAGUAGGAACGGAUAAAGGAAAGCAAGGAAUCGUAAAAGAGAUCUACCAAGAAAGGAAUUGGGUCAUUGUCGAAGGACUUAACACAAAGUUGAAUGUCAUUAUGAAAAGCAGAAAUUUUCCUGGUUUAUACAUGCGACAGGAGCUACCAUUAUUAGUAACCACAGAUGUGCAAUUGGUUGAUCCUUCAGACAUGCAAGGAACACCAAUAGAAUGGCGGUACACGGAAGAUGGCAAGCAUGUACGCGUAUCUGUGAGGACUGGUAGAAUAAUUCCUAUACCUUUCUCCAGUGAAGAAACGAAAGAUUACAAAAGUGCUAAAUUAUACGUAGAACAACCGAAAGAUACAGUCAGAGAUGAAGUGUUAACAGUAACUUUUAAGCCGGAGUUAAGGACUUUUGAGAUGGAUAUCAUGGAGAACAUGGGUAUUAAAGAAGAUCGUGUUCCAAAGAAAUGUUAUUGGUAUUGAUCAUUGCUAUAUACAAUUUGCUGUUAUUAUGGUUUUUAAUGUACAACUAUAAUAUUUAAUAAAUAUAUUAAGCGAACACAAAGAAAUUGAAACAUAGUCAUUUUUCAAUAUAACAUCACGUAAGAAAACAAUUCUUUUUUUCUUACACAAUUCGAAUGGAAAGGAUUGUUCCCAUGGAUGGAUUCAAUGUAAUUCAUCCGGAAAAUUUUAACGUGUAUUGCGUGAGAAAUUUUGUCUUCAGCAUAAACUAUAUUAUAAAGAGUGUCGCUGUUUACAAUAUGUUUUACACGUAUGGUAGAAAGAAUGUGAUAAAAAAAGCACAUUCGUAACAUUAAACAUUACGAAAGCAAAUAGCUGAAUAUUUCAUAAUGAAUUUAUACAGUAGUUUAAGAAAUAUCUAAUAAUAUCGCGAUUAAUUUCUUCUUUUUUAAUCAGCAACUGUUUACGCUAAAUCGUGACACUCACAUAUAUAUCACAGCACGAAUUUUAAUAAAUGCAAAUCCAAAAAAGCAAUUCAUAUUAUGUUUAAAUAUAUUCCAAUAUAUAUGUAUAUGUAUAUACAUAUACAUAUACACACCUUUAUAUUAAUAAUAUAUAUUUGUUAUAUAUAUUAUACAUAUGACACCUCUUUCCCUUAGCUCUGCGCGGUUUCAGUUAUGCAGUUCCAAUUACGAUUGAAAGUAAAUUAAUGCUAUUAUGAUUUAACGUUGAUUCACACACGCGCACACACAA